AGGGUAUGAUCUACUGUUCUUCCAGAAGUAAGCUGCUGAGCUCUUUGGACAGCUGUGGAAAUGGGUCUGAACUCAUGUGCUGCCUAUCUCUUUGCCCUGUGGACCAGCCACCUGUUUCUCGUGGCAGCCGGGGACUCAAGGGUGAAUCCUAGAAUUAUUACAGCUCCAAAAGGGGAGAGCCGCUUUCUGCUGGAGAAGCACGAGAAUCUCAUAACUCUCUACCAUGAAGAGGGGAAUUCUUCUCUCUUGGUGGGAGCGGAGGGAAAGCUCUAUUACUUCAACUUUGAAAGCUCCAGUAGCCACGUGGAGGACUUCCCAGAACAGGAUUCAGGAGCCUGCCAAAAACCAGAGGAGGAGAAGAACUACCUGACUUUCAUUGGCAAGUACCACGACGCGCUGUUGAUCUGUGGGACAAAUGCCUGCAAGCCGACCUGCUGGAACUUGGCCGAUCGGAAUAAAUCUGAAGUGGCUGCACAGGGCUUGGCCCCUUUUGUGCGUAACCAGAACUCCCUAGUCCUUGUUGAUGGCGAAGCCAUCUAUUCUACCAUCAGCUUGCACCAGCACAAUGGGAAGAUACCCCGCUUUCGCCAGGUCCGAGGGACUGGGGAGCUCUACACCAGUGACACAGUGAUGCAGAACCCAGAGUUUGUGAAAGCCACUGUCAUCAAGCAAGAUGAGCGCCAUGAUGACAAGAUCUACUAUUUCUUUCGAGAAGACAAUCCGGACAGAAGUCCUGAGGCCCCGUUAAAAGUCUCCAGAGUGGCACAGCUGUGCAAGGGAGACAAAGGGGGCACCAGCUCCCUCUCUGCUUCCAAGUGGACCACCUUCCUGAAGGCCACACUGGUCUGCGUCGACCCAGCCACCAAGAGCAACUUCAACUUGCUGCAAGAUGUCUUCUUUGUCUCGUCAGACAAGAACUGGAGGGAAACCAGAGUGUAUGGACUAUUCUCCAACAUCUGGGGGUACUCUGCCGUUUGCGUCUACACCAUCGGUGACAUUGACACUGUGUUCCGGACAUCGAAACUCAAAGGCUACACUAAGGACAUGCCCCACAUCCGUCCUGGACAGUGCCCUUGGGACGGAAAUCAUACCCCUCCUGAGACUUUCAAAAUAGCUGACCUCCACCCGGAGGUGGAGGAAAGAGUGCAGCCCGCUGCCCCAAGGAAUAGCCCCCUAUUCCACAACAAGAAUCGCUACCAGGAAAUCGGGGUGCACCGCAUCCAGGCGAGAGAUGGACACACCUACAACGUCCUCUAUUUGGUGACAGACAAAGGGUAUAUCCACAAAAUGGUGGAGAUGCCACACGGCGUCCUGAACGUCCUAGAGAUCCAGCCCUUCCAACAGCCAGCUCCCAUCCUGGCCAUGACGCUGGAUCAUAGAAGGGCAAAGCUCUAUGUGAGCUCGCCGACCGAGGUGGUCCAGGUGCCCAUGGACAUGUGCGAAGUGUAUCACGGGAGCUGCGAGAGCUGCGUCAUGGCAAAGGAUCCUUAUUGCGGAUGGGCAGAUGGGAAAUGUGUCUCCGUUAAAACUAACCUGACAAUGCUACAGAAUGUGACCCUGGAGUCCUCACCGGAAAUAUGUCCCCGUUCGGUCUUCAAACAGCAGGAAGUGGACAGCCCGGAGAGCUACCGGAACGUCACUGUGGCGCUCUUCUCCCGCUACUUCCUGCACUGCCCCACCAAAUCCCACGCCGCCACCUACAUGUGGCACCACAAUGGCAGCGGCAUCCAGAACUGCAGCUCCACCCACAGGCCCUGCAUCCACUUCAUCAAGAACAUGACCUACGACCACUACGGGCGCUACACCUGCAUCUCAGAGGAGAACGGCUUCUCCCAAACCCUCGUGAAGGAAUGGCUGCUGAAGCAGCCUGCGCCCUCCCAGACUUUGAUGCAGAGGAGCCAGGCUGUGGCCACCUCCCCCUCCUUCUGGUUGGGCUUCCUGCAGAUGAUGGCUCUUGCCCGGCUGUUCCAGUGAAAGGAGUGGGCCAUGACUCACCAUUCGGACUGCUGUUGAUCUUCUUCAGCUUCUUACCAGCACUUGAGCAAGGAAGGGAUCGCCCAUCCCAGUGGCUGCUCUCUGGACAUUCAUCUCUGUGCACCUUGGCCCCCUCUCAGCUUCGUAAGUGGCAUCCCUUCCACUUGAAGCAGACGGAUUCCAUCCCUCACAUGUCCGUGCCCAUCGAUUCCAUCAUGGCAGCUUCAUGCCAGAUGGUGUUUUAGGGACACUGAAUGGAGGGGAUGAAACCAGCCCAGAUCUCUCUCCUGAUUCCAUGCAGCACAGGAGCUGAGGCCACCAAAGAGAUGGGGCAGGAUGAGACUGAAGCUAAUGCCACCAAAGAGUAACAUGGGACUGAUUUGGAAUGGGGGUGGGAUAGGGGUGGAGUUGGGGCAGGGCUGGGAGCAGAGCGGGGUUGAGCACCCACCAGCGCCAGAAGGCAUCAGCGCCUAUGGACAGCAGCGGCCUGUGAGGCAGGGAGAGUGCAGCUAAGCAGGGACAAGAUUCAGUCGGGCUGCACCCGAGGGGAUGAGUCAGGAGAGGCACACACAUACAGAGGAUGAGCUGUGUUUAUUCAUGCAGUUGUCCUGGGUGCCCGUAGACUCUGGGCAUGUGGUGAGGAUCAAGGCUGGGGGGAUCCCGGAACCGCACAUCUUGAUGGCUUGUUGGUUUUGUCUAAUAUUCUUGUUGUUCCAUUUUUGGAAACUUAUCUAGUCCACUCCCAACCUGCCCAGGCAAGUCUCCUGGCUUGUCUCCAGCAGAUUCCUCUCCUCUUAAGGGUAUAAGACACCGGCCGCUGGCUGUUGCCAGCUGACUACCGCUUGCGGGGCUUGGGAGCCCAAAUAUCUACACCACAGUUACUCUAAAGCACUGUGGAACUCCAGGGUGCCGGAGUAUUGCUCACCAAAAAAGGAGAUGUUUCUCUGACCCCUCCCAGGAGUGUGGGAGAAAUGCAUUUCCAUCAAGUACGUGUGUGUGCAUGUAAAUAUCUCUGAGUGUGAAAGCAGAUCACUUGUGUGUGUAAAAUCCAGUAGCUGAGCACCUCUAUGUGAGCGUGUUUGUUGAUCAUCUGGGUAUAUAAGUGGCUGGUCACCUGGAUGUUACAAUCAUUUGUGAUUGUUCUUAGUGUGAGCAGGUACGCUAGUGCUAGACCUGAGUCCUAUUAAGUUCUGGAUCUGCACUUCUCUCGAGGGCAGGGGGCAAAUUGCUCUGGCAUCUUGUUGUUGAGCCCUGCACGUGAGAGGAUCUAGCCACAAAGCUGAAAGCUGUGUCUGAACAGUCCCAGCGUAGAAAAUAGCCUCCAAACUGGGGGUGGUUUUGCAUCUAUCUCUAUUCAGAGGUUUGGUUACAAAAAUUUUUUUAUACCUUAUAUUGACUUCUGCAUGCUUAACCUUUUUGUAUGGAGUUGAUACACUAGAAAAAAGGAUCAGGAACCAGCACUAGUGACCCUGCCUGUGGACAGAUUAGACAGCAAUACCCACACGUAGCUCUCGAGCGUGAGCUGGCUUUAAGCAGGGCUGUGUGCAAAGGAGAAAGAUGUGCAAGAGGUACUUGGAUACCAUGGGGAUGAGUGUGGUGAUGGAUGGAUGAGGAGACUUUCCUGGAAAUAAUCCAGUUCUGGUGUCAAAUUCUGGCCUUGUUGACAUGCACACAUGUCCCUCUAAAGUUGCUGGGAGCUGCUGUGGUGAGGACAAAAUGUAGACCUUGAUACCCAAGUCUGUCUCAUCAAAAUUAUUCAAAAGUGUCUUGCCUUCUCAGUGAUGCUAGAAGGAAAACAAGGGCUGGGUCCUCAGCUGGUGUAACUCCACUGACUUGUGAUUUACCCCAGCAGAGAAUCUGCUCUGUGGCUUCCUCUCUCCAUGAUGUGUGCAUGAUGGAUGGGCGGAGACCAGUCUCCUAAUGAAGGGAGAAGACUGGAGGUCCCCCUCUCCCCCCACAGUUGAUUGUGUCUGAUCAUUUCAGCUCAACUAGUGAGAUAAGGAUAAACUGUGAAAUAAGGAGAAUUCUCCUUAGGUUGUGGGUGUCACAUGCUUGGUCAUUUUGCUGGGUGUUGGCCACUCAGCCAUGGAGCAUAUUUUGCUGCACUACAUUUUCUGAUAUUCGUAAACCCUUUCUUGCGUCGUAUACACUGGUUCUGUUACAUCCUUUCUCAAAGCACUUUAGUAUCAUAAUAAUGUGACUAUUAAAAGGCCUAUUUAUUAUGUUUCUAAGUUAAUUUUGCAUCAUGUUGUAGAGGGUGAUUUUUUUUAACCUCCCUUCCCCCCCAAAAAAAGCAUCUCAAUAAAACUGUGACUUUUCAUUAACCAAA
This is a messenger RNA of Gopherus evgoodei (Goodes thornscrub tortoise), 4303 nucleotides long. RefSeq names its product semaphorin 7A (John Milton Hagen blood group) (gene SEMA7A). Gene Ontology annotation, biological process: negative chemotaxis; positive regulation of axon extension; integrin-mediated signaling pathway. Lineage: Eukaryota; Metazoa; Chordata; Testudines; Testudinidae. The coding region runs from base 61 to 1974 and encodes 637 amino acids. The record is from RefSeq and is a predicted model, not a curated record. Gene Ontology annotation, cellular component: external side of plasma membrane. Gene Ontology annotation, molecular function: integrin binding; semaphorin receptor binding; chemorepellent activity. The transcript is spliced from 14 exons.